AUUUUCCGCUUCGCCAUUUUGUGCUGCUGCGCCGGGUAUUUAUCAGAAGAAUCGUGACUAGUCCGUUUACACCGUCAGCACGGCAGCCAGGCGUCAACCACUUUCCUCCUUUUCAAACCGACAUUGUGGCCUUCGAUAGGUUUAGCCAAGUGCAAUUUUUGGGGCACAUAGCAGUAGUUGUUUUUGUACAUUAACUUUUUUAUACUGUGUGAGAAAGAAUGUCCGGCGCACCAGUACCCGAAUACUCUCCGUUCUUCGCAGUGAUGGGUGCCUCUGCGGCUAUGGUUUUCAGCGCCUUGGGAGCAGCCUAUGGCACAGCUAAGAGUGGUACGGGGAUUGCUGCCAUGUCUGUGAUGAGGCCGGAGCUCAUCAUGAAGUCAAUCAUCCCUGUGGUCAUGGCGGGUAUCAUAGCUAUCUAUGGCCUGGUAGUAGCAGUGCUGAUUGCCAACAGCAUCUCAGAGACUGUUCCCCUCUACAAGAGUUUCCUCCACCUGGGAGCUGGACUGAGUGUGGGCCUGAGCGGGCUGGCAGCAGGCUUUGCUAUUGGCAUUGUGGGAGACGCUGGCGUGCGGGGCACAGCUCAACAGCCCAGGCUCUUUGUGGGCAUGAUUCUUAUCUUGAUUUUUGCUGAGGUCCUGGGUCUCUAUGGGCUCAUCGUUGCCCUCAUCCUCUCCACGAAAUAAAACCCAAAUAUCUCUACUUCAAGAUCUGUCUUUUAUGUUGCUGCUGGAGGAAAAAGUGUAACAUGGGGAAAAAAUUGUAAAAUUUCUGCCACAAAAAAUGAAAGUGAAGGUGGGGAAAAUGAAUAAAAAUGGCUCCAUAAAUAUGGUCUUAUCUCUACAAUGUGUACAGUCGUCCAAUUUGAUAGUCAACCUGUAAAUGCGCAAUGUAGUGAUUUGUCUGUCCUGUAUGUGUGUGUGCGUGUUUUAAAAACAAUUGUAUGAUGAUUUCUUUUUUCCCUCCACUUAUUUCAGGCCUUCAGGCCAGCCAAUUGGCCCCUGGUCUUAAAAGAGCUGACCAAAGGGCCCCACUGCUUCCUUCUCCCACCCUUAAUUUGGGAGUUGACAGUCUGCAUUAAUGUUGAGGAUCUAUUUGUAAAGAAAAUGUGUAUGGACGUUUUUUUUUUUUUUUUUUUUUUCCACUUUUUUUAUUUAUAAGAAAAUGUUCAUGAAACUUAAAAUGGAGCAAAAGUCUAAUUCCCCAGGAUAUAUAUAUAUGUAUACAGACAUAUAAAUAUCUAUAUAGAUAGAUUAAAUGCACUGUGGGUUAAUUGUGAUAAGUGGUUGGAAUUCCUCUGGAUGUAUUACUUGGUUUAAAAUUUAAGAUUGCCUUUAGUAUGUGGCUGGUGGAGUGGGAGUUUUGUGUGUAACUGUAUUCUAAUCAUUACGCAGACAUUCUCAACACUUCAGUGUUUUUCCUGUAGUACCGCUGUUUGAUUGCAUUAAAGGUGUGUGUGCCCAGUGUUGGGUCUCACAGGUGUAAUUUCCAAAUUUCAUCAUCUCUCCGACUCAUUCAUCCCCUUCCCCUCAUCUGUGGCUGUACUCCAUCCUCUCCACAUUGCGACCAUUAAAAUCCUGCAUGGAGUUCAGUGUUUUGUUGCUGUUGGAUAUGAAGUUGAAGUGCCAGACCAUUUUUUCAGAAUAUUUAAUCCAGAUCAAAUGCACUGAACAUGGCUGUCUUUGUUUCUGAUAUAAGACUAUGUUCCACUAAAGGUAAAGUAAAAUGUCAUGAGACUACACGUGGUAUUUGCUGUAAUCACAAUGGGAUGCUAUUAAGCCUAGUACUCAAGUUCUUUUUUCCCCCUCAAAUCGAUCUGGAGUAUUUUUUCUGGAAAUGGGGCUGCUGCUGAUGUAUUUUCUGAAGCGCCAAUCUAAAAUCCUGAAUUACCACUGGUAUUCAAGUUAUUCUGCUGUAGUGUUGACAUGAAUGUUUUCACAAUCAAAUUAAAGGAGAUUCCAACAUA
Messenger RNA from Myripristis murdjan (pinecone soldierfish), 1963 nucleotides. It is a transcript of the gene atp6v0cb, whose product is annotated as ATPase H+ transporting V0 subunit cb. The coding region runs from base 219 to 683 and encodes 154 amino acids. Gene Ontology annotation, cellular component: proton-transporting V-type ATPase, V0 domain. Gene Ontology annotation, molecular function: proton-transporting ATPase activity, rotational mechanism. NCBI's taxonomy places the organism in Eukaryota, Metazoa, Chordata, Actinopteri, Holocentriformes, Holocentridae. Gene Ontology annotation, biological process: proton transmembrane transport. The record is from RefSeq and is a predicted model, not a curated record. The transcript is spliced from 3 exons.